Lindgomyces ingoldianus is the source of this 1088-nucleotide messenger RNA. RefSeq lists its product as uncharacterized. Bases 264 to 1088 code for a protein of 274 amino acids. The transcript has a single exon. The record is from RefSeq and is a predicted model, not a curated record. Lineage: Eukaryota; Fungi; Ascomycota; Dothideomycetes; Pleosporales; Lindgomycetaceae.
UGCGGAGAUUUAUUGCGCUGGUAGUUGCACAGCUUUCGGGGACGCGUCCUUGAAAUACUCUUAAAUCGUAGUAUCGCGUUCUCUACAUCACUUACAGUAUUAAAGUCGCAUUAAACUUUGUAAGCCAACCUCCACCAUGUCAACAACUCUCCAAACGAUCAAAAUCUUCUUUGCUUCUUUUGCAGACUACACUCUCUGGGACUUGGAGCUUCCUCACGACAGCAUCUCCUGGCACCGCGAUCUAUCCACAUAGUCGAACCAAGAUGCACAAACCUUCCUCUUCCUCCACGAUAGUGGCCAACACCCGACUCAUAGACCGACUACCUGAUGCGAAAAACCCGCUCGAGAUGCAAAUCCUCAUCCUCGGCAUGCCCCGAACGGGCAUAUCCUCUCUGUGCCUUAGCCUGAACAUCCUCGGCUACAAGACCUUCCACGGCUCCAUGAUGAACCUGAUCCCAUCCGUUUGCCCCUCCUGGCAAGAAGCUCUCACUGCACAUUACAAUGGAGGUAUCGAACGCCACGGUCAUCGAGAAUGCGAAAAACUACUCAGAGAUUACAACGUCUCGUGCAAUCACCCCGACACGUGUGUGUGGGAAGAUCUGGUGAAAGCAUAUCCGAAAGCGAAGAUUAUUCUGACGAAUAGCAAUCCCGAUAAAUGGAUGAGGUUGGCACAAGAGCCUGCGGACGAGGGUAUCAAGUGGAAGUCGUUGUGGGGUUGGGUUGCGCCGUGGGAUCCGGUACCACGUGCAUGGUGGAAAUAUCACAAGUUGCAGCCAAAAUUCCAAAAGACAGUUUCUCCAAAUGGGAAGAGACAAACUAACCCUGGCCAAUACGAGAGUAUAAGGAAGGCCGUGCCUAAGGAGAGGUUGUUAGAAUUCGAUGUGAAGAACGGUUGGCAGCCGCUGUGCGAAUUCUUAGGGAAGGGGGUUCCGCGAGAGGAUUUCCCGCAUGUGAAUGAUCGGGAGGGUUUUACGAUGGCAAGGACGCAGAGGUGGUGGAGGGCUUUUCAUUCCAUGGUGUCGACGCUGCUCCCGUCGCUUGCAAUGUGUGUAGGUGGGGCUUUGGGAUGGUGGGUUGCGAGAUUUUGA